CAGUCCAUUGCAUAAAGAUUGGAAAAGAAUGCAAGCUCGUAUUGCUCCGAGGCGUUUUCGGGGUAACAAGCUCUUCUUCUUAUACCACAGAGCAGAGACGAUGAUUACGAAUUCCAAUCGCGUUUCGUUUCAUCACAAUCCCAUCGUCAUCCCUUCACGAUCUUUUCAUUCACAAACCUUGAGGACAUGCCAAUCUCUUCCUAUGUUCACCAGACAACUCUCUACUGAGCGUAAACCAUGGGAAGCUUCAAGAACCACUCCAUAUCUCUCUAAACAUGUUACUUCAUUCCUCUCAGAUGUCCCCGUCAGGCCUCUCCAAGACUCUGGUCAGAUGCCAAAUGGGCACGCAUUGUUUUCGACAUCAACUGAGGGAGAUGCAAGACCGGCUGCGAGAAAAGAAAAAUCUACUACGAUUACGAAAGGGGAUGUUUCAGGAGAGCAAAUUACAAACACCAAAAUUCUUAGUACUCUUGCAAGAUAUUUGUGGAUGAGAGAUACUAUUGAAUUCAGAUGGCGGGUAAUGGCUGCCUUGAGUUUCUUGGUUGGCGCCAAGGUACUGAAUGUUCAGGUGCCUUUCUUGUUUAAACUUGCUGUUGAUUGGUUAACAACGGCAACAGGAAAUACUACUACUCUUGCUGAGUUUAAGGCUGCUAAUUCAAUCGCGUUAGCUGUGUUUAUGAGCCCAGCAGCCGUGCUGAUUGGAUAUGGUAUAGCGCGGACAGGAGCUUCUGCAUUCAACGAGUUGCGAACAGCAGUUUUUUCUAAGGUCGCGUUGAGGACAAUUCGAUCAGUUUCGAGGAAGGUAUUUUCGCAUUUGCACGAGCUUGAUUUGCAGUAUCAUCUUAGUCGAGAAACAGGUGCAUUGAAUCGAAUUAUAGAUCGCGGUAGCCGUGCUAUUAAUUUUAUUCUUUCGUCCAUGGUGUUCAAUGUUGUACCAACCAUCUUAGAGAUAUCUAUGGUAUCAGGUAUUCUAGCAUACAAAUUUGGAGCACCAUUUGCAUGGAUCACUUCCCUGUCGGUUGUUGCAUAUGUUGCAUUCACGCUGUCAGUGACACAGUGGAGGACUAAAUUUAGGAAGGCAAUGAACAAAGCUGAUAACGAUGCAGGUAGCAGGGCAAUUGAUUCACUUAUUAAUUAUGAGACUGUAAAGUAUUUCAACAAUGAGGCUUUUGAAGUGGGGAAGUAUGAUGAAUUUUUGAAGAAAUAUGAAGAUGCUGCCUUGAAAACGCAGCAAAGUCUUGCGUAUUUGAACUUUGGGCAAAAUGUGAUAUUUAGCACAGCUUUGUCAGCAGCCAUGGUGCUGUGUUCACAUGGGAUUAUGGCUGGCAAGAUGACAGUUGGUGAUUUGGUUAUGGUGCAUGGGCUCCUAUUUCAGCUGUCUUUUCCUCUCAACUUCCUUGGCAGUGUUUAUCGUGAGACUGUACAGAGUCUUAUUGAUAUGAAAUCCAUGUUUCACUUACUUGAGGAAAGGGCUGAAAUUAGAGAUGGAGAUGAUGCAAAACCUCUGAGGUCAAAUGGCGGUAGCAUUCAAUUUGACAAUGUUCACUUCAGCUAUCUGCCAGAAAGAAAGAUUCUUGAUGGGAUAUCGUUUAGUGUUCCAGCUGGAAAAAGUGUGGCUAUUGUCGGAACCAGUGGUAGUGGGAAAUCAACCAUUCUUAGAUUGCUCUUCAGAUUUUUUGACCCUAAUUCUGGAAAUGUAAGAAGGGACACUUCUCUGAUGUUGUAUGCUUUAGGCUUUAUGUAG
Messenger RNA from Ilex paraguariensis (yerba mate), 1744 nucleotides. The record is from the annotation of a GenBank genome assembly. Lineage: Eukaryota; Viridiplantae; Streptophyta; Magnoliopsida; Aquifoliales; Aquifoliaceae.